This is a messenger RNA of Cinclus cinclus, 1659 nucleotides long. It is a transcript of the gene HRG, whose product is annotated as histidine rich glycoprotein. Gene Ontology annotation, cellular component: blood microparticle; extracellular region; endolysosome. Gene Ontology annotation, biological process: negative regulation of endopeptidase activity; negative regulation of fibrinolysis; heme transport. The coding region runs from base 1 to 1659 and encodes 552 amino acids. The record is from RefSeq and is a predicted model, not a curated record. Gene Ontology annotation, molecular function: serine-type endopeptidase inhibitor activity; cysteine-type endopeptidase inhibitor activity; heparin binding. NCBI's taxonomy places the organism in Eukaryota, Metazoa, Chordata, Aves, Passeriformes, Cinclidae. The transcript has 7 exons.
AUGCUGCUUCUAGCUUCAGCUUUUUUUCUAACAGUACUGCAGUGCUCUAAUGCCCAAAAUGAAGCAAGCAUUACACCUGCAGACUGUAACACCAUUGAAACAGAUGCAGGAGUGGCCCUGGAUUUGGUCAACAGACAUCGCAGAGAUGGUUAUGUUUUUGGUUUAUUCCGUGUUGCUGAUGCACAUGAACUACAUUUAGGAAAUUCAACAGUCCUCUACUUAACUUUGGAUGUGCUGGAAACUGAAUGCUCUGUCUUAUCCAGAAGACACUGGGAGUCCUGUGAAUACAGUGACACCUAUCCAAUGGACUUUGGGCAAUGUAAGAUUAUCACAUAUACAAACCAUCUGCUGAAGAAACCUCAACUAUAUGGAUUUAAUUGUACAUUAAGUCCAGUUCCAUCUGACUUAGUAGAGUGCAAAGAUUGUCCUGUGAAACUUGAAGCCUUAGAAGUCACUGAGCAACAUAAAGAUAUUGCUAAAAAGGCCCUGAAGAAAUUCAACAGUGAAGGUAACCACACAAACAACUUUGCUGUGGACAAAGUCGAAAGAAUUUUAAAGAUGACUGCCUCCCGUGAAGGUCACAUUUUAGGAUUCUCUAUAAAAGAGACCAACUGUUCCAAAUCUAUGCAGGAAACAGAUCAGGCAUUGGAAUGUGAUUUUCUGCAUGACUGGCACGCUCACACUGGAUUCUGCAAGGCAAGAAUCAUCAGUGAUGCAGAUGAAGCUGAUGGAACAGAUAUAAGCUGUGAAAUCUACCAUCCCUGGCACCAUGGCUGUGGGCGAAGAGGGAAAUAUUCAGCUCUGGAACAUCCACACAGACAUCCCCAUUAUCAUCAUCAUUCUGGCCACAGACAUCGCCACAAGCACCACCACAGACAUCAUUUCCCCCCCUCUUCUCAGGCCAGACCUGAAGACCCUGAGCAUAACCCCAAAUCCAACAAGGAAGAUCAAGACAGCAACAAAGGGCCUUCUUCUUCCCCUCCUCUCUAUGAUGAACCAGACCACCACCAUCCUACUCCACCUUCUCAGGGAACAGAUCAUGACCACCCUCCUCACCACCAUGGACCACCCUGUCCCCCUCCCCAUGGACUAGAACAUGACCAUCCUCCUCACCACCAUGGAUCACCCUGUCCCCCUCCCCAUGGACCAGAACAUGACCACCCUCCUCACCACCAUGGACCACCCUGUCCCCCUCCCCAUGGACCAGAACAUGACCACCCUCCUCACCACCAUGGACCACCCUGUCCCCCUCCUCAUGGCCCAGGUCACCAUCAUCAUCCUCACCAUCACAGACCACACUGUCCCCAUCCUCCAGGACACCCUCCUCAUCACUAUCAUCGCUAUCACAGACAUCAUCACAACAAGACAAGCAUACCAGGAAAGUAUUUUCCAUGCCAUGUACCAGGAGCUGUCUAUCGCAUCCCAGUUCUAAAUCAGCAGGAUUCUCUCACACCUCCCACUGCAAACUUUCCUGAAGUAUCCCAAUGCAACCUUCACUUUUCCAGCACUGGCUCAAAACCAAAGGAAACAGCAGAAGUUCCAGCCUUUCCAGAUCACCCUACACAAUCAAAAUCAUGCCCUGGAAAUCCCAAACUUGACCUUCCAAAAAUUUUGCCUUUAUUUCCUCGUAGCUUUGUAACAAAAAAUUCUCCUAUAUGA